AUGGAGUUUCUUGGGACCACUCAGAAUGCCAGUUACUGUGGCUCCAAGAAAGCCUGUGGCUUGACCGCGCUGCCUCCUGCUGUGCAGACCCCUGUGAUCCAGGAAUGCUACCAGCCCUAUUACCUGCCUGGGUACCGCUAUCUCAACUCAUGGAGACCCAGCCUCUUCUACAAGAUCUCCAGUGCCCAGACCUGCUCUGAUGAGUGCCCCAGCGCCCUGACGCCACCCACCAUCCUGCCCGCGCUCCGCUCAGCACUCUUCUGUCGCUACAGCCCCCGUGACUGGGACAAGUCCAACCAGCUGCAGAUACGUGGGGCUGAGGCGUCGCGGCUGUGGGCUGGCAGGCUGACGGGCGAUUCCAUGCGGCUCAUGCAGGACAAGGAUCAGCUGACGCGCCAGAUGCAGGAGGGGACCUCCCGGAACCUGGGCCAGAGGCUGUCGGACAUCGGCUUCUGGAAGUCGGAGCUGAGCUACGAGCUGGAGAGGCUUCUGACCGAGAACCGUAGCAUGGAGAUGGUCAAGAGGAGGCUGGAGUGUGCGGCCGAGGAGGUCAACUGCCCACUGCAGGUGGCCCUGGAGUGUCUGUACCAUCGCGAGAAGAGGAUCGGGAUUGAUUUGGUGCAUGACAACGUGGAGAAAAAUCUUAUUCAGGAAGUAGAUUUGCUAAAAUGUUGCCAAGAACGGAUGAGAAAAUUAGCUCAAAGAAUUGAUAUUCAGAUGCGUGAUAACCGAGAUGCUCAGCAUGCUCUGGAGAGGGACCUCGAGGACAAGAACUCAGCCCAGUUUAUUGAUGAGAAGUGCUUUAACCUGAGAAACACAUCAGACUGCAUCAGCUUCUUCCAUGGUGUGGAAAAAGUCGAUGGCACGAUCUCUGUACCUGAGACCUGGGCCAAAUUUAGCAAUGACAAUAUCAGGCACUCUCAGAACAUGCGGGCCAACUCCAUCCGGCUGCGGGAGGAGGCAGAACACCUCUUUGAGACCUUGUCGGAUCAGAUGUGGAAGCAGUUCACGGACACCAAUCUGGCCUUCAAUGCCCGCAUCUCCGAGGUGACGGACGUGAAGAAUAAGCUGCAGACUCAGUUGGCCAAGACGCUGCAGGAGAUCUUCCAGGCGGAGAACACCAUCAUGCUGCUGGAAAGGGCCAUCAUGGCCAAGGAGUGCCCACUGAAGGUGGCGCAGACAAGACUGGAGUGCCGGACCCGGCGCCCCAAUGUGGAGCUGUGCAGGGACAUCCCGCAGUUCAAGCUGGUAAACGAGGUAUUCACCAUCGAUGACACCCUGCAGACCCUCAAGCUGAGGCUGCGGGAGACACAGGACACGCUGCAGCUGCUGGUAAUGACCAAGUCCCGGCUGGAGCAUGAACUGGCCAUCAAGGCCAACACCCUCUGCAUCGACAAGGAGAAAUGCAUGGGCAUGCGCAAGACGUUCCCCAGCACCCCCCGCCUGUUGGGCUACACCUCUGCGCCCUGCUAUGGGCAGGUUUCUUAUGCAACAUAA
Cynocephalus volans (Philippine flying lemur) is the source of this 1497-nucleotide messenger RNA. RefSeq names its product tektin 5 (gene TEKT5). Gene Ontology annotation, biological process: cilium movement involved in cell motility; cilium assembly. The transcript has 7 exons. Gene Ontology annotation, cellular component: microtubule cytoskeleton; nucleus; sperm flagellum. NCBI's taxonomy places the organism in Eukaryota, Metazoa, Chordata, Mammalia, Dermoptera, Cynocephalidae. The record is from RefSeq and is a predicted model, not a curated record. Bases 1 to 1497 code for a protein of 498 amino acids.